AUGCCGUCGACAUGGCUGAUCACAGGCUCCUCGUCAGGCUUCGGAUUGGCGCUUGUCCGCUACAUCCUGUCGCAGGGCCACAACGUGAUCGCGACAUCCCGCAACCCGUCCAAGACUCCGGAGCUCGUUGAAGAGAUCACAUCCACAUCCGGCCGGGGCCGCUGGCUAGCACUGGACGUGACAUGGCCCAAGGCCGAGAUCGAGGCGGUGAUCGAGGAAGCGUGGACUGAAUUCGACGGCAUCGACGUGCUGGUGAACAACGCCGGCUACAGCGUGCUGGGCGCGGCCGAAGAGAUCCCGGAAGACCAAGCGAAGGCGCAGUUCGAGGUGAAUUUCUGGGGACUGGUGCGCACCAGCCAGGCCGUGCUGCCGCGCAUGCGGGCGCGCGGGACCGGCACGAUCGUCAACGUCUCCAGCAUCGCCGGGCUCGACGCUAUACCGACCUGCGCCAUCUACGCCGGCAGCAAGUUCGCCGUGGAGGCGUGGUCCGAGUCGCUCUCCAAGGAGCUCCAGCCGGUGGGGCUGAAAGUGCUGGUCGUCGAGCCGGGAGCGUUUCGCACGAAUUUCUUGACCAAGGAUGCGUCGCAGAUCGUGACGCCGGUAGCUGAGCCCUAUCGGCAGGAAAAGGGGCCCGUGCGAGCUGUGCUCGAUAAGUUCCGCGACUACGAUGGCCAGCAGAAGGGCGAUCCGGUCAAGGCUGCGCAGAGGAUCUUUGAGGCUGUGGUGGGAGCAGGGAUGGCGGGAAGUGUGGCUGAGAAGGGUCUGUUGAGGCUGCCGCUGGGCCCGGAUUGCUAUGCUAGAGCUGUCGAGAGUACGCGGUUGAGGAUGGAGAAUUUGGUGGCUCUCAAGGAUGUCGCUUUAAGUACUGACUUCUCAUCCUGA
Molecule: messenger RNA, 882 nt
Organism: Capronia coronata CBS 617.96
Lineage: Eukaryota; Fungi; Ascomycota; Eurotiomycetes; Chaetothyriales; Herpotrichiellaceae
Exons: 1
Coding region: 1-882 (293 amino acids)
Molecular function (GO): oxidoreductase activity
Source: RefSeq, a predicted model, not a curated record